AGGAUGUUGUGCACAUGCGCGCUGUGCAAUCUACCGGAGCGCCAGAGGUAGUGAAGGCAGUCCUAAUGGCGGAGAGCGUACGGUCGCCUUUUGAUUACCGGGAGCCCCCGACCCUCGACAGCGACGGGGAUGGGAGCAAGCCGCCACCGCCACGGGGCCGCGUGUGUGGGAGAAAAAGGAAGGGGACACCUGUGAAGGUGUGUGAUCGAGCGUAUGUAACAGAAGAUGAGGAGGAGGAGAGCAUGUCAGAGCACAGCUACAGCCCGGGUGAUGGGCAGUACCCAGAAGGUGCUGAAGACCGCCUCCCUCCUCCUGGCAGUCCCUACUACCUACCUGACCCCACCCAGCUCUGUGUUCCUGAGCUGGGAGAGGAGGGAGCAAGCGGUGUUCGAGGACCCGUUCUCUUCCACCCGCCUCCCAACUGCCGUAUUAGAGAAGUCCAUUGUGGGACCCAGGUGCGGUUGGUCGUCAUAGCGAUCCGCGACAUCGCAAAAGGGGAGGAAAUAACUGUGGACUACAGCCUGACGGACUGGGGGGAGAAUGCAUUGGAGGAAGACGCUGGUCCUCACCCGCUGUCCCUCUCUGUAUCUGAUUACCUCACCCCCUCCUGGUCACUGUCACCCUCGUCCUCCCCACUCACCCACUCUGAGCCCAGCGACUCUGAUCGUGAGGAAGACGAAGAGGAAGAGGAUGACGAUGACGACGACGAUGAUGAUGAAGAGGAAGAAAUCGAGGAGAUACGGGGCCGAAUGCUUCGGCGCCGCAAGAAGCGCAAGCUGCCCGCACCCAUUAAUUCCAAGAAGAAGAGUGCGCCCACCUCCUCCAGGGGACCUGGGCGCCCCUGCUCCUCCUUCACCCGCCCGGGGCCCAUCACUCCCCCAGCUCGGCCGCAGGCGCCCAUCAGCACCCUGGCGCCCCCAACAACUAACAUAAACAAUAACAUCAACAUAAACAUCGGCAGCUCCAGCGGUGCCGCAGUGAGUCGGCGGCAGCAAUGUCCAUACUGCGGCCGCCACUACCGCUCCCUGGCGCGCCACCUGGAGAAGUACCAUGCCAACCAGCCGGAGGUCAGAACUGCUAUGGAGCUGGCACAUCUUCACACACACAGCUCCUCGAACGGCAACACCCCACACCCCUCCUCAUCCUCCACCACCUCUGCUCCUCCCAGCCAUUCCUUUGCUGUCCCGCAGUCCUCUGCCUCCAACCCAGCUCCGUCCUCCCUCUUCUCCAGGGAGAGGGAAUCGCCUGCUACACGCUCGAGCACGGGCAGUGUCUCUUUCUCCCUCUCGCUUUCACCAACUUCAUCAGCGCGGCCCACAGCUGCAAAGAAGGGGCCCAACGUACCUCUUCCAGCUGCAAAACUCUCCUCAACGCCACUGGUUUCUCGGGUUAAAAGUCCAUCUCCACCUCCGACCUCUGCUCCAAAAAGAGGGCGGAAGAUGAAGAAGGAAAAGAACGAGGAGCAGCAGAAGGUGGAGAGGAAUCAGGAGGAGCUGCUGCCACCUCCCACUCCAGAGCCGGAUAUUGAUCCAGAUGAAGAUCUGGAGCUGAGUGGAGGGGAGGAGGAUGCACCAGAGAAGAAUGGAGAAGUUGUAAGCAAACACAGACAGCCUAUGUCUCCCCUGCUCUCCUCCCUGUCGUGUUUAAUCAUCUACCUUCGUCGCCAGCAGCACUCCUCUUUCCUCUCUCUGACUCGAUCUCCUCACUCUGCUGAGGCCUGGCGCCUGCUCUGUCACUCCAGCCUCUCCCUUCUCAUCCUCUACAAUCGACACCGGGAAUGUGAGGUGGCUAAGCUCACUAUUCAGGACUACCGCAACCGGAUCACGCCGCCGUCCACCUCGAGCACCAGCGCCCCCUCUGGCAUGGAGUCUUUCCUGUCCCCCUUUGAGCGCCAGGUCCUGUGUCACCUCCCACGGGCGGGGGUCUUGGGCAAGCGAGGCCGUGUCCAGCCUCUCAUUCUCCCGCCUCACUGUGAGUCCUGCCUGGACCUGCUCCUCCGUACCAGCCCCAACGUAGGCGUGGACCCUGAGAGCCCCUACAUCUUUUCCCGGCCCUACCACUCGCCUGCCACCCCCCUCCGCGGCACGGACCUGCUAAGGAACCUGGCCCGGGCCAGCGGGGCCAAAAACGCUGGAGCCCUGACAGCGACUCGAGUGCGGCGGCAGGUGGCCAUCCUCACACAGCUGCUACUGUUGGAGGAGGGAGAGGGUCAGGGAGCAGCCAUCAAACGGCUGGAGGACUUCCUGGAGCGGGAGUACCACGUGACGCAGAACUGCUGCUCUAUCAUACGAGAUCCAGCGUUGAUGGGUCGAGUUGGACGCGUUGUUCUGUAUGGAGAGAGGGAGGGCGUGCUUUUCAGGGGGAUGAGCCUGCAGGACAUUUGCCUUGAGUUAGACGUGAUGUCUGGCAACUCGGGAGAUUCGUUUUCUGAAGAUUCGGAGGCAGAUGAAGAAAAGGAAGACAUCAAGGAGAAGACGGAGGUGAUGGUAAAGAAGAAAGGACCGGGCCGACCACCAAGGAAGAAACCUACACCUGUUCCUCCACCCACUGUUAAUCCCCCACCUCUAGCUAACGCCCAAAAAAGGAGACCUGCUCCAGUUAAAUCAGGAAAGCGCGGCGUGCUGAAACGACCCUGGUCUGAGGCGGAGCGCGUAGCUGUAGAGACGCACCUCAAGAAGAACCUCUUGGAACUGCGAGUCCCUGCAAAGGCAGACUGUGAGCGCUGCCUGGAACUCUGCCCCCUGCUGGUGAGCAACCAGCGAGACUGGAGAGCCAUCAAGUUUUAUGUGCACAACCGGAUCCAGCUGCUGAAGAAGCAGGGGAGGAGAGAAAGUGCUGCAGCGGUUAGCUAGAGCCCAAGCGAGCUGUGAAGGAAUGCAGAUACCAUAAUGUAUAAACCACCAGCAGUCAGGAUGAAGUGUGGCUCAAGCUGAGAGGAGCAGCACCUGAAGUUUAGGGGGUUUCCAGGUCUCAUCAUGCUGGUUAUAAGGGAGUAGUGUAAUAAAAGUGAUUAAGCUAUGAGGACAGAGUGGAUGAAGAUAACAUUUUCUCUUUUGCUCUCUGUUUUAGAAGCGUUUGGACAAAAUGAGGUUGGGCAGUGAAUGUCUUUUAUUUUCUAUGUCCUGUUUACUUUCUGCUGGUAAAAUAAAGUAGAGAACAUAUGGGAGAGAGUGAAUAACAAGCAACAAGUCUGCUAAGUUGACACACAGAGCAGACAGCAUUCCCCAAUUGCUUUGCUCUCACUGAACACUGUUGACCAAACAAUGUGUAAAGCUUUGGGAGAACAAACAUGACUACACGGACUCAUAUGAACCUGUACAGUAUGUAAGUUGAUGCUCACGUGUGCUCCAACAGAUGUGUACAUUUGAAAAAAAGUAUUCUUCAGUGUCCCAGACCAUGAUGCACCUGUUUUUAAGUGUUUCUUGCAUACCUCCAUACCAUCAUCAUAGAUUAGUAUGUGUCAAGGCACGUCUACUUGAAUUCACUGAGUAUAAUUUUUAAGAAAAAUUAUGUAUUUCGGAAACAACGUAUGAAAUCCACACUGUAAAUAGUUCAUAAUCUAUAAAAGUAUGAAGUUGUGAUAGCAAAGUUGGCAGUGUCUUUUUGUGUAUAUAAACUGUAAAUAUUGUCUGUACUUAUUAAAGUGUAUGACAUUU
This is a messenger RNA of Girardinichthys multiradiatus, 3656 nucleotides long. RefSeq lists its product as uncharacterized. The transcript is spliced from 8 exons. The coding region runs from base 15 to 2852 and encodes 945 amino acids. The record is from RefSeq and is a predicted model, not a curated record. Lineage: Eukaryota; Metazoa; Chordata; Actinopteri; Cyprinodontiformes; Goodeidae. Gene Ontology annotation, molecular function: protein binding.